AUGCACAAGACGGGAGCCUUUGACUUUUUUAGUGGGUUUUUUGACAGUGACAAUUUACGACUGUUUGAUUCUAAUGAGUUUAAGGAAGAUCUAAGGAAGUCUCUAUAUGGGCAGCACAUCGCGUUGGAAACAAUAGUGAAAUCAGUGACCUGGUUUAUGAAAGAUCCAAAUCCACCAAAACCGCUGGUCCUUUCUUUACAUGGACCAACAGGAGUGGGAAAAAGUUAUGUCACUGAGAUCAUCGCAAGAAAUAUUUAUCAAAUGGGGGAAAGGAGCAAACAUGUCCACACAUUCAUAGCCACAAAUCACUUCUCAUACUAUUAUUUGGAACAGGAUGAAGCUCAACUUAUUAAACAGUGGAUUCAUGGAAAUGUAUCAAGUUUUCCACGCUCCAUGUUUAUAUUUGAUCGAAUGGACAUGAUAAGCUCACAUCUGAUCAACACCAUAAAACCUUUUCUGGACUACAUUCCCCAUAUAGAUGGAGUGUCAUUCCGUAAUGCAAUCUUUAUUUUUCUCAGCAAUGCAGGUGGGAGUGCAAUUACCAAUUUGACUGUAGAUUUCUGGAGAAAAGGUAAAAACAGAGAAGAGCUACAGAAGAGUAAGGAAAUGGAGACUCAAAUUUAUCAAGACAUCUUCAAUAAUAAAGACAGUGGAUUUUGGCACUCUUGUCUAAUAGAUCGUCAUCUAGUGGAUCACUUUGUUCCUUUCCUACCUCUGGAACGGAAGCAUGUUCGCCAGUGUGUUUUGGCUGAAAUGGUUAUACUAAACAUGACUUCAAAUCAUUAUCUGAUAGACAAAGUGCUCAUGGAGAUGCCCUUCUUCCCCCAACAUGAGGAAAUCUUCUCUGUUAGAGGCUGCCAUGCACUUAAACACAAUUUGAUGCUGUACAAAUAUAAAAAAGAUAUUUUUUAAAGUACUUUACAUUUGGAGUCAUAUUGCUGUCGACAUAUACAUCAGAUCCACAUCCAUCUACAUGGCUAUACAUAGUGUCCUUAUAUAGACAUUCCUGAAUAGCCUCUUCAACCUGAGCUGCAUUCACAUCAUAAACUUAAAAAUGUCAUUAUUUAAAAGAGUCAUUAUUUAUGAAUUUAAAAAAUGUCUUAUUUGUAACAUAAGGAAUAUUAACCAAUACGUUUUUUAAAGGUUUUUAGUUAGUUUUGGGUCCAAAUUCCUCAGUGCUGGCAUACAGCCUAGAUAAGAGAUUUCCAAAUAGAGUAAAGACAAAAUGAUCAAAUAUACUGUACACCUUAAAGGCACCAAAUCAUUUCAAAGCCAAAUUCAUAAACGGAAUUUUCAUGAUUUUGAAAGCAUUUGAAAAGUUACUAACAAAGAUCUAACAUAAUAAAA
This is a messenger RNA of Triplophysa rosa, 1347 nucleotides long. RefSeq names its product torsin-1A-like. Gene Ontology annotation, molecular function: ATP binding; kinesin binding; ATP hydrolysis activity. Gene Ontology annotation, cellular component: endoplasmic reticulum lumen; nuclear envelope. The record is from RefSeq and is a predicted model, not a curated record. NCBI's taxonomy places the organism in Eukaryota, Metazoa, Chordata, Actinopteri, Cypriniformes, Nemacheilidae. Gene Ontology annotation, biological process: nuclear membrane organization; protein localization to nucleus. Bases 1 to 912 code for a protein of 303 amino acids. The transcript is spliced from 6 exons.